CAGGGUUGCACCUUGCAUUAUACUCGCAUACAAAUACACUCGCACACACGCUCAUAUGCAUAUUGCAUGUGUACGCACACACAUACAUAUACAUAUAAUUAUACACACAUAUAUAUAUAUACAUGUCACAGCCUCCGCCUGAAAGUUACGGUCCUGGGGUGCCGUCCCGGCCCCCUCCACCGAGAAGACCUCCAGCACACCCUACUACAUACACGAGUGAACCAAGUGCACCUACAGCCCCACCUAUAGAUGUACAGGAUGCAUUUGAGCAGAGACAUGUGCAUAUGGAUAAUCAUACGGAGCCUAUGAAUACAUACAAAGACACACAGGCUCAAACACAGGCUCAGAUAUACCAGCAGUCGUAUCCGCAUGCGCAUGAAGGGUCGUCAAGUACAUACCCCACACAACAGGAUAUGAUGGAUGCUAUACCGUAUAACCAGGCUAUGAACAAUACCGAUACAAAGAAAUCAGCUCCUAGUAAUGUUUCGGCAUACACCGCUGCCUCAGCACAAUCACCGUACGCUCCAACAGCAACACAA
This is a messenger RNA of Sphaeroforma arctica JP610, 539 nucleotides long. RefSeq lists its product as hypothetical. The record is from RefSeq and is a predicted model, not a curated record. The transcript has a single exon. Lineage: Eukaryota; Ichthyosporea; Ichthyophonida. The annotation marks the transcript as partial.